Messenger RNA from Girardinichthys multiradiatus, 1239 nucleotides. It is a transcript of the gene borcs8, whose product is annotated as BLOC-1 related complex subunit 8. The record is from RefSeq and is a predicted model, not a curated record. Gene Ontology annotation, cellular component: BORC complex. The transcript has 6 exons. Bases 123 to 515 code for a protein of 130 amino acids. NCBI's taxonomy places the organism in Eukaryota, Metazoa, Chordata, Actinopteri, Cyprinodontiformes, Goodeidae.
CAGUGUUUCUGUCCGGAAUCUCGUCGUGUUGCACAAAUGGACAAUAAUACGGAAGCAGGAAUCAGCUGACGCUGCUGAUCACGCUGUUGCCUUCUGACAGGAAAAAAAAUACAGCUUUUGUCAUGGAGGACCAAGAAAUGCAACUGAAAGUUAGAAGAGUGAGUGACAAAUUCACGGAGAGUAUGUAUGUUCUGGCUAACGAGCCGUCAGUGGCUCUCUACAGGCUGCAGGAGCACGUCAGGAGGUCCCUGCCUGAGCUGGUGCAACACAAGACAGACAUGCAGAGCUGGGAAGAACAGAGUCAGGGAGCCAUCUACACCGUAGAGUAUGCAUGCAGUGCCGUAAAAAGUAUGACAAACAGCAGCGUGUAUUUCAAAAACAUUGACGGCCUUCUUCGACAAGCCAUCACCAUGAAGGAACAGAUUAGUAACUUUCAUGGACGCAGACAAAAUGAUGUGACUUCAUCUCCCGAUCCCUCUGUACCUGCUCCACAAACCUCAUCUGCUUCCUCAUGAACACUGGACAGUAGUGUCCAAGGAAAAGGACCAUGGACCCAGGAAUGUUGAAGGAAGGGGGGGAAAGGCACAGCUCUGGGAUGUAAUGCGACUUCCUGAGUUGGCCUCUACAUUCUCUUGCACGUCCACCAUUUGGCUGUGGCUGAAGUGGGGUCAAGGAGAGACGACCAGCCAUCACAAUGAAGUGACCUCUCCACCACCACCCAUCUACUAAAGUACAAGCCGCUCUAUGGAGCGGGGUGCACCAGCACUGCUAGGUUCAGCAUUAGAAACAGUUAAGUCAUGGCUGCUCAAAGAAUGCAUUGUUCUCUGAAACGGGACGGCUGGAUUAGAGGAAAAGCAGCAGCACUGGUAUGCCUUUGCUGCUGAAAAUCCACUUUAACAACAUUGCUAUGAAUGCUAGUUUUCUUUUUUUUUAUAUAAAUCUUUAGCUACAGACUUCUAAGAAGUAUAAAAUUUGUCAAAUUUAGGAAUAGAUGCUUUAACAGUAAAUACUGGUAACUAAAGGAUGUCAAAAUGUGCUGCUAUCUUUGUUUUCUGUCUGUCGUUCUUACCUGCCAAAUAGACAGACACCCCCAGGCAGAAUAGUCCAACAGCCACAUGUCGUACAGCUCUGCUAUCCAGAAGGAACCAGUCUGCUCUGUUAAGAGAUCCCAUUUCAGCACCUAGUUUAAUGUUGACACUUCACUUUUAAAUUGCAUUGGUUAAUAAAAAUGAAACAUUA